AUGACGCUUAGGGGUGUUCUCCUGAGACUAAUCGUCUUCGCAAUAUCACUUGCUGUUGUCCCGUUAUCCACGUAUUACGGCACACAACGAUUUGUCUGGAAGGGCGACUCGACUUUUGCUGCGAUCUCAGCGGUCUUCGUAGCAAAUGUGGUAUUAGUAGCGUACAUCGCCAUAUCCGUGUAUGAGGAUAAACAACAGACUGCGCCAAGGAGAGUAGAAGGCAAAGCAGACGAAUCGAAAAAGGAGAAGUAG
Messenger RNA from Fomitiporia mediterranea MF3/22, 252 nucleotides. RefSeq lists its product as uncharacterized. The record is from RefSeq and is a predicted model, not a curated record. Gene Ontology annotation, biological process: vacuolar proton-transporting V-type ATPase complex assembly. NCBI's taxonomy places the organism in Eukaryota, Fungi, Basidiomycota, Agaricomycetes, Hymenochaetales, Hymenochaetaceae. The transcript is spliced from 2 exons. Bases 1 to 252 code for a protein of 83 amino acids.